CCUUAAAUUGUGAUUUGUAUCAUUUCCAGGUUGCCAUUUCUGAGGCCUGUGGAUGGACUGAGCCACGUUACUCGCAUCACUGGGUCUCCAGCUUGCAAUCUACCCAUCGUGGGACUUUUCAGCUUCUAUAGUUGUGAGAAGGACUCAGCCUCCCCAUGUGGCUCUACCUGGCAGCUCUCGUGGGCCUGUACCACCUUGUGCGCUGGUACCGGGAGAGGCAGGUGGUGAGCAACCUCCAAGACAAGUAUGUGUUCAUCACGGGCUGUGACUCGGGCUUCGGGAACCUGCUAGCCAGACAGCUGGACAUGCGAGGCUUGAGAGUGCUGGCUGCCUGUCUGACAGAAGAAGGGGCUGAGCAGCUGAGAAAGCGGACGUCGGGCCGGCUGCAGACAGUGAUCCUGGAUGUCACCCAGACAGAGAGCAUCGCUGCAGCCACUGAGUGGGUGAAGGAAUGUGUGGGGGACAGAGGACUCUGGGGCCUGGUCAACAAUGCUGGUACUAUCGGCCGAAUCGCUGUCAGUGAGUGGUACAAGAUGGAGCACAUUGUGAAUGUCUUCAAAGUGAACCUCUUUGGUUUGGCCGAGGUGACCCUAAGCAUGCUUCCUUUGGUGAGGAGAGCAAGGGGGAGGAUUGUCAACGUCUCCAGCAUUCUGGGAAGAGUUGCUACAGCUCCUUCACCCUACAGCUCUUCCAAGUAUGGAGUUGAAGCAUUUUCAGAUACACUGAGGCGUGAACUGAAAGAAUUUGGGGUGAAAGUCAGCAUAGUUGCUCCUGGCUUCUUCAAUACGGGGAUGGCCAAUGUGCCUCUUUCCUUAGAACAAAUGAAGCAAUGCUGGGAGGAAACCCCUGCACAUAUUAAGGAAUCCUAUGGACAGAAGUAUUUUGAUGUCUAUUGCAAUGUGAUAAAUCAAAUGAUGUCAUGUUCAAGUUCAGACCUGUACCUGGUCACUGACUGCAUGGAACAUGCUCUGACAUCUGUGCAUCCUCGUACUCGAUAUUCAGGUGGCUGGGAUGCAAAAUUUUUCUACAUCCCUCUGUCUUACUUACCUACAUCAGUGGUAGACUACAUAAUUUCCAGAUUCUGACCCAAACUAGCCUAGGCAGCCUAAAGAAAACUGGUUUAGUGGCUCUGGGAAUGAGCAAUACAAACGUCUGGAAUUUAUUGCUAGUGUUUCACUAACCCUUGUUCAGAACCUCGACUGUUUGUAACAACAAUCUGAAUUCUCAAUUCAUUUGUCUAAUGUUGUCAGAAAACCAGAACAUUCACAAUCCAGAUUGCUAAUGUUUACUACUUUUGCUGACAGAUCUUUACUAUAAUUUUAAACAUUUGUUGAUGAAGAUAUUUCUAAAAUAUAUCAUUUCUUCUUUCCCUAUUAAACUGAUCCAAGUGAAAACAA
This is a messenger RNA of Octodon degus (degu), 1397 nucleotides long. Its product is annotated as 17-beta-hydroxysteroid dehydrogenase type 6. The record is from RefSeq and is a predicted model, not a curated record. The coding region runs from base 156 to 1085 and encodes 309 amino acids. Lineage: Eukaryota; Metazoa; Chordata; Mammalia; Rodentia; Octodontidae. The transcript has 6 exons.